GUGCUUGCGGAGUUCCUGCGGGAUAACAACAUCAAGGCGGAUGGAUGCAUCGUUGGGGAACCCACAGGAAUGACUGUCUGGACCGGUCACAAGGGUCGGAGCGAAUAUCAUGUUCGUGUGCGUGGGAAGGCCGUGCACUCAUCUUGUGCGCUGACCGACCAAGGUUGCAACGCCAUUGACUAUGCCACGAAGUUCAUUGCGAAGAUCCGUGAGAUUGGGGAAGAGUUCCGCCGCAGCGGUCACCGUGAUAAAGACUUUCAUGUACCCUUCACGACGCUGUCUACCAACCUCAUCAAGGGAGGCAACGCCGUCAACACUGUCCCAGCCGAGUGUGAGUUCUCCUUCGAGUUCCGCAACCUUCCACAGGACACUGCGGCCACAAUCGACGGGCGCCUGCGAUCAUACGUGGACAAUGAGCUGCUGCCAGCCAUGAGA
Molecule: messenger RNA, 435 nt
Organism: Trypanosoma theileri
Lineage: Eukaryota; Euglenozoa; Kinetoplastea; Trypanosomatida; Trypanosomatidae
Product: glutamamyl carboxypeptidase
Exons: 1
Biological process (GO): L-arginine biosynthetic process
Molecular function (GO): acetylornithine deacetylase activity
Source: RefSeq, a predicted model, not a curated record